Molecule: messenger RNA, 9043 nt
Organism: Oncorhynchus kisutch (coho salmon)
Lineage: Eukaryota; Metazoa; Chordata; Actinopteri; Salmoniformes; Salmonidae
Product: transcriptional regulator ATRX
Exons: 37
Coding region: 185-6973 (2262 amino acids)
Biological process (GO): chromatin remodeling; replication fork processing
Cellular component (GO): pericentric heterochromatin; nucleus
Molecular function (GO): chromatin DNA binding; ATP binding
Source: RefSeq, a predicted model, not a curated record
CGCGUCUCCAGCCAUCCGGUAUGAUGGCGACUUUGCUUUGUCUCCAGUGAACAGGGUUGCAUCAAUAGUCGAUAUAUAUUUUUCUUCUCUCUAAAAUUAACAGUGUUUUAUCUCCGGGACGACGUGCCAAGAACUACACGUGUCUCAGUCGUUCAAGAAAUGACUACAGAGUACAGAAGGUAAAAUGAGUAAGGCCUCAGCUGAAUCUACAGACCAAGUGAUGGAGGAGGAAGUAGGUCAGCUUCCGAUUACAGACCAGGAGGAGGAGGAGGAGGACGAGGAGGCUGGGAGCUCAACAGAGACUGAGAGACCCUCCUCUUCUCACACCAAGAGGAAGCCUUCUGUUGUAGCCAAGCAAGUUGGAGGGAAUGAGUCAGACACCUCGGACGAGAGUGGACAGGACGAUGGCGCCUCAGAUGGGAUGUUGGUUGUGCGGCCUCCUGCUGGGACUGACAACAAGGAGGACAAGAGCAGAGGAGCCAUGAAGCUCCGAGUGGACCUCUCACGGAGAAAGACAGGUAAAAUGAGUAAGGACUCAGCUGAAUCUACAGACCAAGUGAUGGAGGAGGAAGCAGGUCAGCUUCCGAUUACAGACCAGGAGGAGGAGGAGGCUGGGAGCUCAACAGAGACUGAGAGACCCUCCUCUUCUCACACCAAGAGGAAGCCUUCUGUUGCAGCCAAGCAAGUUGGAGGGAAUGAGUCAGACACCUCGGACGAGAGUGGACAGGACGAUGGCGCCUCAGAUGGGAUGUUGGUUGUGCGGCCUCCUGCUGGGACUGACAACAAGGAGGACAAGAGCAGAGGAGCCAUGAAGCUCCGAGUGGACCUCUCACGGAGAAAGACAGAUACCACAUUGCAGGAGAGGAUAGACUGCACUGCCUGUGGACAGCAGGUCAAUCACUUCCAGCGCCACUCGGUGUUUGAGCACCCGAUGCUCCAUGUGCUCCUCUGCAAGUCGUGUUAUAAGUAUUACACCAGCGAUGACAUCAAUAAAGACGAGGACGGCAUGGACGAACAGUGCAGGUGGUGUGCUGAAGGUGGCAACCUGAUCUGCUGUGACUACUGCCACAACGCCUUCUGUAAGAAGUGCAUCCUGCGUAACCUGGGGCGCAAGGAGCUGUCCAUGAUCACCGACGAGGACAGUAAAUGGUCCUGCUAUAUCUGCAGCCCUCAGCCUCUCUCAGACAUCGCCUCCAACUGCUCCAACAUCUUGACCAAGCUGGAGAGCUUCUGGCGCACGGGACGCAAGAAAGAGAGGGAGGAGAAAGAGAGGAAGGAGGUGAAAGGGCACAGUAAGGGUAAAGGUCACCACCACCAUGGUAAAGCUGUGGUGAACGGUAAGGAACAUUCAGACGGGUCAGGGACCCUCACCUUCUCCUAUAAGACCCUGAAGGUCCCCAAGGAGCUGGUGAAGAGGACCAAGAAGCUGAUUGAGACGACCACAGGGCUCAACAACACCUUCAUCCAUUUCAUCCAGCAGGCUGAGGAGGAGCAGGGAGCAGGAGGUGGCGGCAGCGGGACCAGACACAGACACCUCAAGGCCUUCAGGUCUGUUCUGGCUGAUCUGAAGAAGGCCCAUGCUGCUCUAGAGAAAGACUUGGAGUCACAGUUCACUUCCCAGGACCAGGGGAUGCAGAAUGGGGAUGCUGUUUCCAACACCGACGGCCAUGACGGCCACGAUCAGAUAGACAAUGGGCAAGAGGCAGAAGAGGACAAAAUGGCCGACACUGAGGAUGGGGAGGAGGAUGGUGGUGUGUCAGAGGACACAGAGAUGGAGGGGAGCCCCACCCCCAUGCCUCAGGACCACUCAGAGACAGGCAGCCAGGCUAAAGACCAGACAGUGGUGAAAAUGGAGGAGGAGGAUGGAACAGAGGAGGAAGCUGACCGGGAUAAAGACAUCGUGUCCGUCGGGCCGUCCGUCCCUGACGAGCUCUUCCAGAUGGUCAAGAGUUUAGCGGACUCCACCGGGUUAACGCCCGGUAACGACGCCACGGAACUCACAGCGGCUAGCCAAUCGGAGAACCCCGCUGCUGGCUCAACCAGGAAGUCACAUGACACCCAGAAGGAGAAGGCCAUGCCGAAGGUUAAGAACCUCAUCUUGAAGCUGACGCCUGUUCCCGUGGUUACCACACGCGCCUCCAGGUCUAAGAGUAAGGAUGGAGGGAGGGAGAAGGAGAGGAGUAAGGAUGGAGGGAAGGAGAGGAGUAAGGAUGGAGGGAAGGAGAGGAGUAAGGAUGGAGGGAAGGAGAAGGAUGGAGGGAAGGAGAGGAGUAAGGAUGGAGGGAAGGAGAGGAGUAAGGGUGUUGGGAAGGAGAAAGAGAGGAGUAAGGAUGGAGGGAAGGAGGUGGAGGUAGAUGGGGCCUCCGAGGAGGACAGCCGAUGCUCCAGUCGCACAAAGACCACACCCCUCAGGAAGUCACCGGAGGGGAAAAACAAGAUGUCCGCCUCUCAGGAGAACAUCGACUCAGAAGGCGAGGAGAAGAGCCCCAGCAAGCUGAAGAGGAGAACCAAGGGCAGCUCUGAGAAAGAACGGGGGAACGCGGAGGAGAAGGAGCAGAAAGAGAGCAAGGCCUCCUCCAUGGUAACCUCUGACCCUUCGAAACAGGACGUGGACUCAGAUUCUGACGAGGUUCCAGACAUCCUGGUCCAGACUGCAGCGGCGGAACACAGCUCGGACGAGGAUGCGCAGCAGGACACCGACAGUAACCAGGGCAACAAGCGCGUCAAGAAGUGCCUGUUCAAACUGAGCAAGAAAGAGGAGGAGGAGGAGGAGGAGGAGCAGGUGGGAGAGGAGGAGGAGGAGCAGGUGGGAGAGGAGGAGGAGGAGGAGGAGCAGGUGGGAGAGGAGGGAGAGAAUGACAAGGAGAAGACUGACAAGAAGCCGGCGGCCAAACGCAAACUGAAAGCCGACGACUCCGACAACUCAGAGUCUGACUCCGAUGAAGACGCAAAGAAGAAAAAUAAGUCCUCCACGGCUUCUGACAAGAAGACAUCCAAGAAGAAGCAGAAGGUCUCGGACGGCUCCUCCAACUCGGACCUGGAGAAGGAGAUGAAGGGACUCAGCAAACUGACGACAGGGAAACGGAGGAGCAGCCGUGUGAAGAAGGAAAGAGAGGAGAAGGAGAACAAGGGCGGAGAUCGGAGGCGGUCGUACGAACUGAAACGCAAAGCCAGAAGUAGAGGAGCCAAGCAGCAAGAUUCAUCGUCUGAUGAUGACGACGAGGAGGAGGGAGGAGGGUCUGGAGAGGAGAGUGGAGACCAGCAGAAGAUUAAACCCAUCGUGGAGGAGACUGUGGUAGCAGGGAGGGAAACCUUCCACCAGUCCUCAGGAGAAGAAGGUAACCAUGACGCUUCUCAGAUGGCUGUUGAUGAUGACGAUGAUGAUCCAGAAAACAGGAUUGCCAAGAAGAUGCUGCUGGCCCAGAUCAAGGCCAACUACUCUUCAGGAGCAGAGGAGAGCUCUGACGAGGACGGAGAAGAGAAGGAACAGAGGAAGGGAGGAGAGGAGGAGGAGGAGGAAGAGGAGGCAGAUGAUGGUGAGGAGGAAGAGGAGGAGGAGGAAGGGGACUCUGGCUCUGACAUGGAUGUGAAGAAGAGUGGGGGGCGUCGCCACCGGCUGCUCCGCCACAAACUGACGCUGAGCGAGGGAGAGUCAGGAGAGGAGAAAGAGAAACCAGCCAGCAAGGGGAAGAAGGAGACCAAGAGGACCAGACGGAAAGUGGGCAGUGAUGACUCAGCAGACUUAGACUCUGAGGAGUCGGCUAGCAGCAGUGAGUCAGGAGUUAGUGAGGAGAUCAGUGAGGAGGAGGAGUCAGAGGAGGAGUCAGAGGAGGGCAGCAGUCGCAGGAGGACCACGCGCUCCUCCAAGAAGAAGAAGAAGAAGAAGAAGGAGGAGAGGAGCUACGCCCAGAAGAAGAAACGCCGUCGCAUCAAGGUUCAGGACUCUUCAUCUGACGAGAAGAGCGGGUCAGGAGAGGACGGCUCGGGGAAGGAGGAUGGAGACACUCCUAAAGGACAGAGGAAGAAGAUCAGAAAAAUCCUCAAGGACGACAAGCUGAGGACGGAGACGAGAGAUGCCCUGAAGGAGGAGGAGGAGAGGAGGAGACGCAUCGCUGAGAGGGAGCAGCUCAGGGAGAAACUCAGAGAGGUACUCGUGGUGGAGGAGGCGUCCGCCGUGGCUUGUCCAAUCACAACCAAGCUGGUGCUGGAUGAAGACGAGGAGACCAAGGAGCCCAUGGUGCAGGUCCACCGCAAUCUGGUCACUAAGCUCAAACCACACCAGGUCGACGGGGUCCAGUUCAUGUGGGACUGCUGUUGUGAGUCGGUGAAGAAAACCAACAAGAACUCUGGUUCUGGAUGUAUCCUGGCUCACUGUAUGGGUCUGGGAAAAACACUGCAGGUGGUAACCCUACUCCACACACUACUGCUGUGUGAAAAGUUAGACUUCUCCACGGCUCUGAUCGUCUGUCCUCUCAACACCGUUCUCAACUGGCUCAAUGAGUUUGAGAAGUGGCAGUACGGCUUCAAGGACGAGGAGAGUUUAGAGGUGACGGAGCUGGCCACGGUGAAGCGUCCUCAGGAGAGAGCGUCUGCUCUGCAGCAGUGGCAGGAGGAUGGAGGAAUCAUGAUCAUUGGCUAUGAGAUGUACCGUAACCUCACACAGGGUAGAAACAUCAAGAGCAAGAAACUCAAAGAGACCUUCCAGAAGACCCUGGUUGACCCAGGCCCAGACUUUGUGAUCUGUGAUGAGGGCCACAUCUUGAAGAACGAGGCGUCGGCCAUCUCUAAAGCCAUGAACUCCAUCAAGACCCGACGGAGAGUGGUGCUCACCGGCACACCGCUGCAGAACAACCUCAUAGAGUACCACUGCAUGGUGAACUUCAUCAAGGAGAACCUGCUGGGGUCAGUGAAGGAGUUCAGGAACCGCUUCGUCAACCCCAUCCAGAACGGACAGGCAGCAGACUCCACAGACCAGGAUGUACGGAUCAUGAAGAAGAGGGCUCACAUCCUCUACGAGAUGCUCAAUGGAUGUGUUCAGAGAAGAGACUACUCUGCCCUGACCAAGUUCCUGCCUCCUAAACAUGAGUACGUUGUGUCCGUCAGAGUCACGCCCAUCCAGUGUACUCUAUACCGACACUACCUGGAACACUUAACAGGUGCGGGGAACGUGGUGGAGGGGGGUCGGGGCCGAGCCGGGACCAAACUGUUCCAGGACUUCCAGAUGCUCAGUAGAAUCUGGACCCAUCCCUGGUGCCUGCAGCUGGACUACAUCAGCAAGGAAAACAAGGGGUACUUUGACGAGGACAGCAUGGACGAGUUCAUCGCCUCGGAGACCGAGGAGUCUUCUAUGAGCAUGACCUCUGAAGACGAGAAACAGAAAAAGAAGAAGAAGCGAGGGAAGGCCAGGAAGAAGGACAGUGACUCAGACAGUGACGCUCUAGAGGUGAUAAAGGAGUGGAACACCAGCUCCCGAGGGGGAGACCCUUCCAGCCGCAACCGGGCGGAGCCAGAGGAGGAAGUGCGCCCGGCUUCCAGCCCUGGCACCAGGAGUCCUGACUGGCACAAGGAGUUUGUUACGGAGGCCGACUCUGAGAUCCUGGAGCAUUCUGGGAAGAUGGUGCUGCUGUUUGAGAUCCUCCGUAUGGCCGAGGAGGUGGAGGACAAAGUUCUGGUUUUCAGUCAGUCUCUGAUCUCUCUGGACCUGAUUGAAGACUUCCUGGAGCUGGCUGGCCGAGCCAAAGAGGAGGAGAAACAGUCUCCCUACAAAGGUGAGGGGAAGUGGUUCCGGAACAUAGACUACUACCGCUUGGACGGCUCCACCAACGCCCUGAACCGGAAGAAGUGGGCAGAAGAGUUCAAUGACACCAGCAACGUCCGAGGUCGGUUGUUCCUGAUCUCGACCAGGGCUGGUUCUCUGGGAAUCAACCUGAUAGGAGCUAACAGGGUCAUCAUCUUCGACGCAUCCUGGAACCCGUCGUACGACAUCCAGAGUAUCUUCAGGCUCUACCGCUUCGGACAGCUCAAGACCUGCUACGUCUACCGAUUCCUGGCUCAGGGUACUAUGGAAGAGAAGAUCUAUGACCGCCAGGUAGCUAAACAGUCCCUGUCCUUCCGAGUGGUGGAUCAACAGCAGAUAGAGAGACAUUUCACCAUGAAUGAGCUGACGGAGCUCUACGCCUUUGAACCUGACCUUCUGGAUGAUCCCACUGGCAAGAAGAGCAAGAGGACCACGCCUAUGCUGCCAAAGGACCCCUUCCUAGCUGAGCUGCUCCACAGCAAUAAGGAGCAGAUUGUGGGCUAUCAUGAACAUGACUCCCUGCUGGAUCACAAGGAAGAGGAGGCUCUCAGCGAGGAGGACCGCAAAGCAGCCUGGGCCGAGUACGAGGCGGAGAAGAAGGGUCUGUCUCUGCGUGUGAACCAUGGAGCGUACGGAGGACAGAUGGACAUGGGAGGAGCUAACAGCUACUUCCCCUUCAACGUUGCCGCACUGGCCUCUAUGUCCAACCCUCAGCUGGAGGAGUUGAUCAACCAGGGCCGUCAGAAGGUGAUGGAGGCCACCAACGCUCUCAAGUUCCUUCCCAGAGAAUCUCUAGAGGACACCAUCGGGAGAGUGUGGAAGGAGAACCCAGCCCUAACGGAGUCCCAGGUCCAGGCCAUGGCUCUGGGGAGACAGGCCAGUGUAGAGAUGGAACUCAAACGAAGAGAAGCUGUCUACAGAGACGUCCUCAAUAAGCAACAGACUCUAAUGAUGUACGUUCAGAAGGUGAUCACCAACAGGAAGGUGAGAGAGCAGCAGAUGGCCAUGGCCAACCAGGCCCAGCUGAUGAGCCAGAUGAACGGCAUGCUGGGAGCUGGAGGGAUGAGCCAGAUGGAACUCUUGGGGUUGUACCAACAGCUGGGGGCGCUACAGGGUCAUCCCACCCACCCCUCCAUGGGCGGCAAGAACCCCGGCCCCUCCAAGGGCAACCUGUAAGGGGAGGGGGACCCAGGGCUUGCUCCACAUAGUCCCCUAUCUAUUCUCUACAUAGUGCACUAUCCACUUCAUAUUGGCUCUGGUCAAAAGUAGUGCACUAUUUAGGCAAUAGGGUAUCAUUUGGGACUCAGACCCACUCACUGCCCCCUCACUGUCUCACUCAGUAGGUUGCUCCCUAAUGCUGCUCCGUCUCCUAUGUAGUGCACUAGAUGGAGCCCAGAUCCCUAGGGUUUUGGUUAGAAGUAGUGCACUAUGUAGGGGAUAGGGGUGGGAUCUGGGACGUUGCCCGCUGUCUUUACAACCCUCCUUCACUGGGGAGGUGCGAGACGACACAGAGAGAAGGGUCUCGGAGCCCCUCACCACUCCCUCCAGCUCUCCCGUCUCCUGAAGCAGGGAACGACAUGACUUGUAUGGGGACUUAUAUGAAGGCGUUUUUAGAAAUGUCAUUUGAAAUUCUGUAUAUACCGCCUUAAUGUUAUUCAACUUCUCUUCUGUCUUCAGUUUUCAUGUAUUUAAAAUAACGUAAAGAAAGGGAAAUGUUUUUGUCCCAAUGCAGUACGUUAUUCUUUCCCCAAUAAGAAGGGGUUGUUUCAUGAAUUUGAUUAUUCUGUUGUGUUUUGCUACAGUUUUAAUGAAUGCCUGUCUAUCUAAAGAACCCCCAGAGGGAGACCAUAGUGCUGACAGGACUGUUUUAGGAUAUUAAACAUCUAGAUGAUUAGAUCCCCUAUAGAACCCUCCCUCUACCAAGGCAGACACACGCAGGCAGACACACGCAGGCAGACACACGCAGGCAGACACACGCAGGCAGACACACGCAGGCAGACACACGCAGGCAGACACACGCAGGCAGACGCACGCAGGCAGACGCACGCAGGCAGACGCAGGCAGACAGACACACGCAGACAGACACACGCAGACAGACACACGCAGACAGACACACGCAGACAGACAGACACGCAGACACGCAGGCAGACAGACAGACAGGCAGACAGACAGACAGGCAGGCAGACAGACAGGCAGGCAGACAGACAGACAGACACGCAGGCAGACAGACAGACACGCAGGCAGACAGACAGACACGCAGGCAGACAGACAGACAGACACGCAGGCAGACAGACAGACAGACACGCAGGCAGACAGACAGACACGCAGGCAGACAGACACGCAGGCAGGCAGACAGACACGCAGGCAGGCAGACAGACACGCAGGCAGGCAGACAGACACGCAGGCAGACAGACAGACACGCAGGCAGACAGACAGACACGCAGGCAGACAGACAGACACGCAGGCAGACAGACAGACACGCAGGCAGACAGACAGACACGCAGGCAGACAGACAGACACGCAGGCAGACAGACAGACACGCAGGCAGACAGAGAGACAGGCAGACAGACACGCAGACAGACAGACAGACACGCAGACAGACAGACACGCAGGCAGACAGGCAGGCAGAAAGACACGCAGGCAGGCAGAAUUGCUGGUGUUGUAAAACUCAUUUUGGGAGAUUCUGAUGCAUAGCCAUGACAAAACAAAAUGAGGGCAUUAAUUCCAUUUCCUAAAGUUUUGUGUAAAUUAAAUUUGAGAAUGAUUUUUCUAGCUUGUAGCCCUUAAUAUUUCCACUCUUUGUCUCAUGGUUAUUAUAAUGGUAAUAUGGAAUGCUCUCGUGCCGUUUUAAACAAACUGUCCCCCUCCCUCUCCCCUCACUCACUUCCCCGGGACUCUCUCUCUUUGUAAAGGUCAUGCUCUUGUUGUCAAGUAGUUGCCUAGCGUAGCUCCAUAUCCCAGGGUGCUGUUCAUCCUUCUCUUUCUGUUCCACUUGUUGCAUCCUAAUCCAACCCUGGUACAGGACGGGGUCGACCUGGUCGACAGGAGGCAGGGUUCCUCCGUUUGCACAAUAAGGUGUAUUUCUGAAUUGUCGCCUGUCGCCCUCCCAAAAAAUGUCCUUCUCAUAUUUAGCAAAUACACCAGCUAGGUUUUUUUGUUGCCAUUCAUUGAUUGAUCUGAACUGCUACUAUCUUGAUAAGUAUUUAAUAAACCAUUUAAUAAAGUGACCAAAAGGGUGACCACCUU